ACCGCGGCGCGCUUGUCGCCACACACGUUCCUGCACGCGCGCAGUCAGUCCGAUGGUCUCUUCUGCAAAGAUGAGUUUCCCAAUUAAAUUCUGGACCUUGGUGGUGAACGCGCUAUGUUUACCUCUCCAUGUCAUCAGAGCGCUCGGUCUGUAUGGAGUCUACAAACGCAUCUUCCCGUUCUGUUUGAAACGCAUCUCGAUGUCUUACAACAAGAAGAUGCACGACAACAAAGCGGAGUUGUUUCGCAGCCUGUCAGCGUUCAAGAAACCCGGCGAACAGCUCAGAAUCCUGGAGAUUGGCUGCGGAACCGGGGCUAAUUUUGAGUUUUACCCUCCAGGCGCCAAGGUGGUCUGCACCGACCCGAACCCGUACUUCCGGAGAUUUCUGAAGGACAGCAUGAAGAAGAACAACCACCUCAACUACGAGCAAUUCGUGGUGGCUGUGGGGGAGGAUAUGGCGUCCGUGGGGGAUGAAUCGGUGGAUGUUGUUGUGUGCACGUUGGUGCUGUGCACGGUCAGAGACAUCCCCCAAACCCUGAGAGAGGCAAAGCGCAUUCUGAAGCCUGGUGGAGCCCUCUUCUUCCUGGAGCAUGUGGUUGCAAACCCCUCGACUUGGUCGUACUUCUUCCAGCACAUCCUCCAGCCCUUUUGGUUCUACUUUGGUGAUGGAUGUGAAGCCACCCGGGAAACAUGGAAACACUUGGAGGCAGCUGGGUUUUCUGAGCUCAAUCUGAGACACAUUGAAGCACCACUCAUCUUCAUCAUCAAACCUCACAUCAUCGGCUACGCUGUGAAAUAGAUUCAGUCUGAUUAGCUCUGCAAAAGCUAUAGAUGUACCAAGAUUUGUAUUCCUCUCUGUGCAUGUGAUAUGAUCACAAGUGUGUCAGCUUUUACCCUCAUGGACGUUUUUGUAUUGAAAUAAAGUGUCUGUGUUUUUUGUGAAAAUAAUUCUUCAGAAUUGUCACACAAAACAAAUUUUAUACGUUUGUAUUCCCUAUCAUGCACGAGUGCUAUAUCUAUAAAAGCUAACAUGAGAAAUUGCAUAUCGUGAUUUAAAGAUGAAGUAGUUUUUUAAUGUACACAUUUAACUGUACAUCUUAUUUUUACUGUGAUUAAAGGUCUUUCAGAAA
Nothobranchius furzeri (turquoise killifish) is the source of this 1130-nucleotide messenger RNA. RefSeq names its product thiol S-methyltransferase TMT1A. Gene Ontology annotation, molecular function: S-adenosylmethionine-dependent methyltransferase activity. Lineage: Eukaryota; Metazoa; Chordata; Actinopteri; Cyprinodontiformes; Nothobranchiidae. The record is from RefSeq and is a predicted model, not a curated record.